AUGAGAACAGAAGCGAUACCACGUCAAGAUGCAGAUUCAGAUGCUCAUAAUUCUGAUGAAAUCACUGAUCAUGAAAACCCAAGCAUUGAAACAGCAGUUGGAAUUGCAGAAUUUCAAGAUGAAACUCCGCCGAAGAAAUCCGAUGAGAAAUCGCCGGUCGACGCUGGAAGAAUUUCAGAUAAGAUUGAAGUGAGGAACCUAUUGGAAGAACAAGCGCUGAUUGACUCGACUCUGGAGGGAUGGAGAUUUCAAAUGUGUUUGAGCUUAUUUUUAUCACAACUAGAAGCUAAAAUUGUCAGCACCUCCUUAGUAUCCAUCACGGAUUCUUUACGUGCAUUUAGUAUAAGCAGCUGGGUGGUGACAGUAUAUCUUUUGACGUAUACCGGCAGGUGA
Molecule: messenger RNA, 393 nt
Organism: Botrytis fragariae
Lineage: Eukaryota; Fungi; Ascomycota; Leotiomycetes; Helotiales; Sclerotiniaceae
Product: putative efflux pump antibiotic resistance protein
Exons: 2
Coding region: 1-393 (130 amino acids)
Source: RefSeq, a predicted model, not a curated record